This is a messenger RNA of Zea mays, 866 nucleotides long. RefSeq lists its product as uncharacterized. Gene Ontology annotation, molecular function: dynein intermediate chain binding. The record is from RefSeq and is marked provisional. NCBI's taxonomy places the organism in Eukaryota, Viridiplantae, Streptophyta, Magnoliopsida, Poales, Poaceae. Gene Ontology annotation, biological process: microtubule-based process. Gene Ontology annotation, cellular component: cytoplasmic dynein complex.
AGUCCGCGGCCGCCGUCUCUGUGCCCUUCCCAUCCCUUCCGCCCUUCGCUACUCCCCAGUCCCCAGUCCCCCCUCCCGGCUCCCGGGCAAAAAAAAAAAAAAAAAAAAAAAACACGCCCCAUCGCUGCGCAGCACGGCGCGGCAGUAUAGGAAAACGCACUGGUUCCAUUCCAGGUCAAAACUUACGGCGCGCUGCGAAGGGAGUCGGGCGCGGUGGGGUGUAGCAUGAGGGAGCAGCAGGGUUCCGGCGACGUGGCGGGGCGCCGGGGCGGGGUCAUCAGGUCCCUGCUGGGCGUCGAGCGCCGGCUCGCGGAGGGCGACGCCGAGGGGGCGGUCGGGGUCUCCUCAGGCAAGCAGCCGGCGACCGAGGGCGGUGGCGGUGGCGGUGGCGAGGAAAGGAAGGCCGUGGUGAGGGUGGUGGCGGCCGACAUGCCGCCCGCGCUGCAGCGCCGCGCGUUCCGCUGCGCCCGCGACGAGCUCGCCGCGAUGCCGCACUUCCCGCGCCGGCUCGAGCCCAAGCGCCUCGCGCUCGCGCUCAAGAAGGAGUUCGAUGCUGCUUACGGGCCAGCUUGGCACUGCAUCGUGGGGACGAGUUUCGGUUCAUAUGUCACGCACGCCCGGGGUGGAUUCUUGUAUUUUUCCGUCGAUAAGGUCUACAUCCUGCUCUUCAGGACAGCCGUGGAGCCCUAGCCGCAUUGACGGCCACCAGCCUACCAGCAAUGGACAAAUGGUUCAUAAAAAUGCCCAGUUCUUGGGAUAGCUCACACCAAAUUCAGUUGUUCAGUCAGCUAGGCCGAGGCCUUGUAACUUGUAAAUUGCAUUGUUUCUUCGAAGGCAAAUGGAAACUCCUUGUGUUUCUGAUAAAA